AGUUAUGUUUUUGAGGUCUCAAAAACAUUUCCGUAGCCAGCACGUGCAUCCAACCUGUAAUUUAAAUAUCUCACACCACACCUAAACACACACUCAGGCUGCAAAGCACGCAUUUAUUCUGUACUGAUGCAUGUGUGUGUGUGUGUGUGUGUGUGUGUGUGUGUGUGUGUGUGUGUGUGUGUGUGUGUGUGUGUGUGUGUGUGUGUGCGCGCGUGUGUGUGUGUGUGUGUGUGUGCGCGUGUGCGUGUGUGUGUGUGUGUGUUGGACCACCUUAAAUCGCUACUCGCAGCACCACGUGACCGUAUUCCUGGAAAGUUCCUGGAAAUGCUUCUUUUGUGUUCGUGGUGCUCUCGGUUAUUCAGCGGCUCGGCAGACACGCUCUGUCCCGAGCUCAGAGCCUGAAGGACGGACACGAUGUUCGCACUCGCUCGGUGUUUAUCUCGCUGUGGUUAAACGCAGAUAAGUCGGCGUUCUGUUGUUUUGACGUCGCCGCGGCUCUGACUGAUACAUUUUUGACGGAGGGGGAGGCUGCUCUCUUCGACACUUGGAUCCCCGGACCAGAGCCGCUGUUUGUGGGCUAAUAACCUCAGGAGAACCGGACGGAUCAGAAGAACACAUGACCGGUCCGACCGGGUCUGCGGAUUUAACCCGGGAUGAUAUAGGCAACAUGUCGGGCUAAUGCACACGGAGGAUAAACUGGCAUCGCUACUUCUCAACCCACGGAGGACCGUGCAGACCAGGUGACCCCCCCCUCCUCCCCUCCUCCCUCCUUCUGCUACAGAGCCUGUCCCAUGUCUAAUCUGUAGGCCUAACACUAGGCUGAAGGUUGGACCUGUCCAAUGACCUGCCAGUCCUCUGAGUCCACAGAAAGCAUCGAGAGUGACCGACGAGCCGACAACAACUCCAGGAGUGUGGAAUCAGACGAGAGCCGCAUCGCGUUAGCCAUGAAGGACCUGAGGAACACAGGCUGGUACUGGGGCAGUCUGACGGCUAACGAGGCCAAAGAGAUCCUGCAGGACUCGUCUGAGGGGACCUUUCUGGUGCGGGACAGCUCUCAGAGGGACUACCUGUUCACCAUCUCGGCCAUGACGUCGGCGGGUCCCACCAACCUGCGGAUCGAGUACAAACACGGGAAGUUCAAGCUGGACUCAGUGGUUCUUGUGAAGCCGAAGCUGAAGCAGUUUGACAGUGUGGUCCACUUAGUGGAGCACUACGUCCACCUGUCCCGGACCGGCGACAGGCCUGGGGCGUCAAACUCGCAGCCCUCAGGGGUGCCAAACGGCACAGUGCAGCUGCUGCUCACCAAACCUGUGUACACGGCCACGCCUCCUCUGCAGCACUUGUGCCGCAUCGCCAUCAACAGGAGGACUCGGCGGGUCCAGGAUCUGCCUCUGCCCAACAGACUCAAGGACUACCUGACAGACUACAGUUACCACGUGUAGACAUGGAGCAGGACUCACUGUGUGCUGUCUCAGCAUGCACUGCUCCCUCAAAUCUGAGAGGAGCUGCAGGAAUAUCCAGAUACUGGACCGCAGGGAGGACUGGCCUGUGCUGGACCCAUCGGCCCUGGUCUGAGGUUCUGUAACAGACCACAAACUGACCUAAAUGCUGCCUUUACAUGUCCGUUAAAAAAAAACAGAGACGCUGAUUUAGUCUUAAAUCAUAACUCCAGACAGUCACAGGUUUUAUGAAUCACAGAGAAGAGACGCUGGGGGUCCAGGUCUGACUGAAGCACUUCAGACUGCAGCUUAUUGAUUCAGCGAUUUAUCCUCACAAUGUAAAACAAGAGUUGGAAAAAUCUGCUCAUAAUAAUCUAUUAAAGCCCACAGUGAAGUCUUUGCCACAGUGUCAACAGGCAGACGUGGAAUGCAGGACUUCUUUACGCGGAUUGAUUUGAUAUGACCUGUGAGAUCAGGUUGUCCCUUGCUUCACUUUGCUAACAGGAAAUAAUAAACCUUUACUGUGAAAUUUGGACCAAAUAGCAUUAACUAUUUAAGAUGGCCUGGUAAUAAGUAAGAAAGUAGGGUGAACAGUUCAGCUAGAUCCGGCUCUGUUUGUGUCAGAAAUUCAACAACUGGCAAACAUUAAACAAGAAAGUCUGCUUCCUGGAAGUCUUAACAAGAAUGUCUUUAAAGUAUUUUUCAGUCUUAAAGACUUUAAAGCGAUUAGCUGCUGCAGCUCUGAUUCUGACUGAAACAGAUCUUUAAAAAAACAGGUCACAACAAUGAAACCAGAAUUAGUUUGCUGUACGAGGUGCCAUUGUUCCUGUUUGUAUUCAGAGUAAUAUAGACCAAUCAAGUUUGAGCUGAAUCUCUGUAAACAAACACAGGUGUGAAAUCUGAUUGGUGCUCUCUAACACUGAUGUCACAUUUAAGGCGGUACUGUAAUCCUUAUAUUGGUGUCAGAACAACUCAUUAUCUCUCAACUUCAUUCUGGUGUCUGAAGUCUGAUAGAAAUCGAUGAUGUAGAAACUGAAAUCUGGGCCCUGAAGUGUGAUGUCACUGCAAGACGGCACUUAGAUUUGCUCUACAGACGUAAACUGAGAUCCAUGAAACACCUGGACUUCCAGCGUCGCUCAUUUCCGAUUUUUUGUCUCCGUUAGAGCUCAAUGUUUUGUUUUGUUUUCUGGAUUCUUCAACUUUCACAGCAUCAGUUCUUACAAGGACUUCUGAACAUGUUUCCAGCAGGAGCAGAAAGAGGCAGACCGAAGCAGUGGAUGUCUGAGCGAUCAGUAAACACGCUGCUUAUAUAUGAGAUGAUUUUCUACAGACAUUCAGGAGGGUAAUUAUCGCUGUUUUAUUACUCUGAGUAAUUUAUUGUUAGAGACCUUUGUGUUGAUGUUUCCAUCAGAGUCGCAGAAAAUAUCUGAUCAAUAUUCCUGUCCUCAAACAAGUUGUUUUUUAAACUUCACUGUUUUCUAAAUGAGGUUCUGUUGAUCCUAAAAGCCUUUUUUUUUUCAUGCAGCUGAAACAAUAUUUAUACAACAUGAAAUUCUACUUUAUGAAAUCACAGUUUGUCAUUAGACAACACUGCAUGCAGAAUUUUUUCAGAUGAUUUUAUAAAAAGCCUGCAAAACAAGGAGUCGAAAAGCAAACAUUUUGAGGAGUGUUAUCAUCAUCGGGUUUUAUUUUAUUGAGUAAUUUAUUCAUUUUUUAUUUGCCAUACAAGUGAUGAUAACAGAGAGCGUGUUACUGUUGUUAAAACUCCCUCGGCUCUUAAAGACAAUUCAUUUCCUUUCAAACAUCAGGAGAUCAUCAUAAAUUGAACUGAAGGGGAAUCUAACAUGUCUCCUCCAGGUGACAGAAACUUAAUUUUUCUCGUCAUUUAUCUCUUUUUUUUUUUUGUUCGCAGAAAAAACAAGAAAUGUGUCAAAGUUUAAUUCUCUCUAAGAAACAUCUUUAUAUUUAUUUAUUUAUUAUUUAUUGAAUCUGUCCAACCAAAAGUCCAAACUGAUAUUUAAUUUGAUCGUCAUUUUACAUGAAUAAAGCAGCAAAUGUUCUCGUUUGAGUUCCUUGAAAAGAGACUUUUAUGCAAGCCUGUUGCUGAUGAAUGUUUCAUUGAUUGACCAAUCGAGUGAUAAAUAAAGGUUUCAGCUCUGAGUUCAGUUCGCUGUGUCGAGUUUUAUAAAAUAAAAAGCUUCUUUUAA
This is a messenger RNA of Notolabrus celidotus (New Zealand spotty), 3646 nucleotides long. It is a transcript of the gene socs2, whose product is annotated as suppressor of cytokine signaling 2. Gene Ontology annotation, biological process: intracellular signal transduction; phosphatidylinositol phosphate biosynthetic process. The record is from RefSeq and is a predicted model, not a curated record. NCBI's taxonomy places the organism in Eukaryota, Metazoa, Chordata, Actinopteri, Labriformes, Labridae. The coding region runs from base 840 to 1442 and encodes 200 amino acids. Gene Ontology annotation, molecular function: 1-phosphatidylinositol-3-kinase regulator activity. Gene Ontology annotation, cellular component: phosphatidylinositol 3-kinase complex. The transcript is spliced from 3 exons.